Symbiodinium natans is the source of this 678-nucleotide messenger RNA. The record is from the annotation of a GenBank genome assembly. Lineage: Eukaryota; Dinophyceae; Suessiales; Symbiodiniaceae.
AUGUUGGGAAGAACUUGGGGAGCGCUCGUCCUUCCAGACAUCCAGCAGAGGUAUCCGCUAUCAGAGAUUCGCUUUCCCGUGCCCCUGGAGCCCACAAACGCGGCCGCCGGACUCGUCCUGGAGGCUCCCGUCAUUGUCUGCUUUGCUGUGCUGCAAAAUCCACUCAUCAAUUCAUCCGUCCUGCGGCUGACGGCGCCUUCAGAGUACAGACUUGGCAACGUCUCGCGGCUUGCUGGAAGCUCCCCCGUGGCAGUGGCAGCCACUGCAGCUGGCAAUGUGGCGAACGUCACCAUCCUGGAGCCUGGCCUGCUUGCUGGGCCGACGUACUGUCUUGCUAUUUACGUGCGGAAUCCACCGGCAAUACCGAUAAGCUUGCGAGCCUGGAUGAUGCAGUCCAUUGGCACUGAUGGCACUCUGGUGGAUGAAGGUUUCGUGGAGGAGUACCAGCUGUACCCAGCAGCUGCUCUGGCAAUUGUAAAUCUUGACCAGCAGCCCUACAGCGACCGUGUGGUGACGGCGCGCAUUGCCGCCACCAUGCCAGCACCGGUGCGCUUCGGAGAUUCGCUGGUGGUGCAGGCGCCCGAUGGCUUCCUACUGCCUGGCUGCCCGGUGGAGUGGCUACGCUUCGUGUCUUCAGCGCCAGAGCCUUCACCGAGGCACUCUUGUGAUCUCUUGUAG